Molecule: messenger RNA, 1775 nt
Organism: Exserohilum turcica Et28A
Lineage: Eukaryota; Fungi; Ascomycota; Dothideomycetes; Pleosporales; Pleosporaceae
Exons: 2
Coding region: 1-1383 (460 amino acids)
Cellular component (GO): nucleus; RNA polymerase II transcription regulator complex
Molecular function (GO): DNA-binding transcription activator activity, RNA polymerase II-specific; transcription cis-regulatory region binding
Source: RefSeq, a predicted model, not a curated record
AUGAACGGACAGGCUGAGGACAUGGACUGGGACGCCGAGUUCGAUGGAGCAGAGCUUUUUGCAGCCCCAGCAAGGGGCUUGGGAGGGCUCGACUUUGCUCCGAGCAGCUUUGAAGCGCAAGACGACGCAGAUGGUGUAUUCGACCUCUUCGGGAUGCUGCCAGUGGCAGGCGCGGGCUCCGGGGGGUUUCCCCGAGCCGCUCCGAGCUCGGCGUCGGCCGGAGCUCGGCCGUUGGGAGCUCGAUCUGAUAAGGCGGCAUCUCCAUCUGAUAACUCUCUCUCUCUCCAUUCGCACCUGAUGCUGCCCCCACCGACGCCGCAGCUGCCCAUGAUGCUCACCAACGACGAAGCCAUCGCUGCUGCUACUGCCGCUGCACACCAGCACGCCUCGCACGCCUCACCCUCGGCCAGCAGCAGCAUUGCCUCGUCGCCCGGAAGGCUGCCGGGCUCGCCUCCCAGUGUCGACACGGUCCGCCCUGGGCAGAGCGGCGGGCGUGAGUGCCACGCCAAUUGUCUUCCCCUGUCGCUGCUGGCUGCGGCCGCUGCAAAUCAACACGCCCUGCCCGCCCCGCCCUCGGCCAGCAGCAGCAUUGCCUCGUCGCCUGGAAGGCUGCCGGGCUCGCCUGCCAGUGUCGACACGGUUCGCCCUGCGCAGAACGGCCGACAGCUCGUUCCCCACCCCGCCGGCCCGCUCCACGAGGCCGCCAUGGCGCAGUCGACUGCUCCCAACCGCACCGGCCCUCCCCCGCCUGGCGGAGGGCCUCUCAGCAGGACGCAUGUAGUGCCGCCCCGGCCCAAGCCUGGCCGUAAGCCUGCCACCGAGGAACCAGAGUCCAAACGCAAGGCCCAGAAUCGGCAAUCGCAGCGCAACUUUCGCCAGCGCAAGCAGAAGACCAUCUCCGAUCUCCAGUCGUCGCUAACUGCUCUCAAUGCCCGGUUCGACAACGAGAGGGUUGUGUACGCACGCCAAGUUGCUGCCCUCGACCUAAAGAUCAAGGCCCUCGAGGAGGAAGCCGCCGAGUGGAAAGCUAGAUACGAAAGUGCGAGACUAGAGCUGGAUGCCAGAGCAGGCCACUUCCCUCCAAGGGCGUUUUUUGCCAACCACCCUGCGAAUGACACGCCCUUCCGCAAGUCGUUUGACACCGACUUCGAUGCUCACACUGCCGUCCCCAGCCCCCAGCCCACAGAGUCGGGUUGCGAGCGGUGCACACGUGACCAUUGUCCCUGUGUCGCAGAGAUGACAAACGAUGAGGCCUUCCAGCGCGAUGGCUCUGCCUCGACCGACGACAAGUCCCGCUAUCAUGCCCAACUUGAGACGAACUUCACUAAUCAGCCGCCCGCUCACAAUGUUACUACACAACGUAAGGAAAAUGUCGAUGAAUAAGCUUUUCUCCGCAUGUCCGGAUAUCAUCUCCUUCGGGUCAUGCUCACGCCACUCCAUACGCGUGCAUAUACGCGUACGUUGCUCAUAUGACUAUUCAAACAGCGGCGUAAGUCAGUUCGGAGCUGGCAAGUGAUGUGAUUGGUCCAUCCUGCGUCCGACGUCGGAUCUUAUCUGAUGAUCAGAUAAAAACUUUUACCCUAAACCCAAAAGAGGCUGGAAGAGUGUUUACACGGAGCCUUGGCAAUGCUUGGAGUGCUGCAAUAAUAGUCAAGGCCAAGUCUGAACAAAGGGAGGCACACCGUAUUUUUUGCACUUGUACUAUUGACCUUUCACAUAAAGAAAGCUAGACGAUAAUAACCUGUCCUAACUAGAGAAAUCGCACAUUGGCAUUC